AACGAGUUUGUUCGCGUCCGUUGAUGUGUUCAAACGUGUUUUGUCUGCACACAUUUUUUUCUUUGUGAUCCAUUGUCCAUUGUGGACCUAAUUAUACAGUAUACCCGCUGAUCGUACCCCUUUAUUAAUUCUAUUUUUGAAUUUCAAUUAUAACCAGCUAAUGGCCGUAAGUCGUAUUUGAGAUUGGGUCAAAAAAGAAGCGAAACAGAAGAAGCCUACCACGUGGAGUAACACCACGUGCGAAUUAGCAAAUUCUUUACAAUAAGGGCUUGCAAUUGCUUCUUGCUUGGGUUUUGCAUAAAACGCUUCUUUGGUUUUCUCGAAUCAUUCUAAUGGCCGUCAGUCUGCAGGAAGCGAACUAGACAACUGCAGCAAGACAUCCUCCAAAUACGAGAUGUCAAAGUUGUCAGUUUGACGGUCGUCAGAAUCACGGAGAAAAGCAUCUCGAGUGGACGGAGUAAUUGUGAUAAGCUAUUAAAUAAAGAAUUGUGUGUUUUGCGUUCAUCUGUAAUUUUGUUAGAACGUUUUAAACAAAAUGGCUGAAUGUGCAGGUCCAUCAAAAGACGGACUGGGCCCGUCGGUAUCGGAUUGCGAAGAUGAUGAUAUAUCAGAAAACAUAUCGGAUUUGGAAAAUGAUGAUAUAUCAGAAGAUAUAUCGGAUUGGGAAGAUGAUGUUGAUCAAAUAAAGGAAAUGCGUUUCCAAUUUGCAAUCCAAUGGUUGUAUAAAAUUAUGCAAAGCGAGAAUGAUGUUGUGUCAUGUCCGUUUAGCCUUCAUGAUGGACUUCUUAGAAUUUAUUUAACGGUCUAUGAUGACAGUAAGGAACUCUUGAAACGCAUCAUUUUUAAAUCAAGUUAUUUCAAACAUUGGAUUAAACCUAAGAUAGAAAAUUAUACAUCUUAUAGACACCGCUUUGCACAGUUGAUAAGAGAAAAUGAAGAUGAAGAUUUUUCUUAUUCUAUGGAUCAGUGUUUUUGUUGGACUAGUUUCAGAGUUAAAAGAUCUAGAAAUAAAAAAAGACGACGAAACCGAAACUCUAAAGUUUCAAGAUAUUUUAAUAAUACAAAGAAGUUUGAACUUUUUGAUAUUAUGCACAAUGCAGGCCGUAAUGAGAUCGAGAGAAUAACACAUAUUAAUAAAUACAUGAAGGUUUAUACAACAUCUUUCAUGUCUGAACCUUUAGUAUUUCUGAACCGAAGAAAAUCGCCGGAACUUGUAUUAACAAAUAUAUUCCGCUAUACACAAAAUUCGAAAAAGUUUCAACAGCCUCAUCUCUAUCUGUCGCAUCAUCAAUGCCUUCAUUAGCGGCUCAUAUUUAUCAACGAAAGCGCAUAGGCUUUUUCUCGAAAAAUUAGCAAUACACGUGAGCGAGUUUCCCUGUCUAAGAGAUGAAGGAGAUGGCACGUCGCUGUACGUCGUGUUACCUGCUACAUUGGUCUCAGAUACGUGGACGAUUAAACAAAAUAUCACCAAAGAUGACAUUUUUAAUUUAGUACUCCGAUUGUUGGAACCUAACGGAGUCGUGGUGUUGCAAGAGCUGCUACAUGGAGUUAAGGCAUUAGAAGGAGAUGAUACAGGCAUUGAAACAUGGCCGACUUUCAAGGUGGAGACAAAUGUGGAAAUUCCUAAUCUGCUGGAAUUUCUAGACAAGGAAGAAUUAUUCGUGCCUGGCGCAAUUGAUCUGUGGAAAGAUCGUACUAGAAACGCCAAAAAUGAACACAAGUUGAAUCUUGUGCACCGUGUUCGUGUCGACAUUACGGGGAAUCACACCAACUUGUGUGCGAUCAACUCGAUCUGCACAGAAGAAGGGAUUGAACAGAAACCUAACAUCUUCGAAGUGAACAACGAUUAUCCGUUCGUCUGGUUUAUCUAUGAUAAAGAAUUUCGAGAAAUCUUUUUAUCGGUGUUUUCCAAAAUCCUAAAAAUCGGAUCCUGAAAUGUUCGAGAAGAUCGUAUAAAAAUUAAUUUCACAAUUGCAUGAUUCGAUUCUAAGACUGCAGCAACAAAAGUGUAUUAGAAAAUGACGUAAUUAUCAAAUUUUUAUUACAUGUUUUCUCUUUUUGAUUUAACUUCUUAUCGAUUUCACUUUGCAUGUAUUAUUUUAUCUUCUAUAUGUAUUAGAAAUUUUUGUUAAUCAUAUGUAGCUUAAUUAAAUAAAUCGAUCUCUUCAGUUUUCAGAAUCGUUAAAA
This is a messenger RNA of Nylanderia fulva, 2187 nucleotides long. RefSeq lists its product as uncharacterized. The record is from RefSeq and is a predicted model, not a curated record. Lineage: Eukaryota; Metazoa; Arthropoda; Insecta; Hymenoptera; Formicidae.